Messenger RNA from Penaeus monodon (black tiger shrimp), 1332 nucleotides. RefSeq names its product tektin-1-like. The transcript has 6 exons. Gene Ontology annotation, biological process: cilium assembly; cilium movement involved in cell motility. The coding region runs from base 1 to 1044 and encodes 347 amino acids. Gene Ontology annotation, cellular component: microtubule cytoskeleton; nucleus. The record is from RefSeq and is a predicted model, not a curated record. NCBI's taxonomy places the organism in Eukaryota, Metazoa, Arthropoda, Malacostraca, Decapoda, Penaeidae.
AUGGCGCUCCUGGCUCGAGACCGGCGCGUGGCCUCUUCGGAAUUCACCCGCGACUAUUACAGAUCGUCCUCCGCCCCCGCCGCCCUUGCCGCCCGCACGCCCAUCUCCCGCGAGCAGCCCUACGCCCCCGCUGUGCCGCCGAGAGUGCCCGGCCAGGUAGGCGAUUGCGGGAGACGAUGGCGUGCUUGCGAGGAGACGGCGCAGCUGACAUCCGGGCAUCAGCUGGAGGUCGAGCGGCGUCUGGAAGAUCGCCUCUGUGACGUCACGUUCUGGCGGGAUGAGGUGUCGACGCGCUACGCCAACCUGGACAGAGAUGCGGCCGAUCUCGCCACCCUGCGCGACCGCCUCAUGAAAGCGCUGCACCUGUACGUGCGGCCCCUGGAGGUGGCGCGGCGCUGCAUCGCCCUCAGGAAGGACCGGCAGGGCGUGGAGGAAGUGGAGGACGAGGCCUCGACGGCGCUGCGGCAGGAGGUCCAGGAGCUCCUUCGGUGCCGCGACGCUCUGCAGAGAUCCCUGGAGGACACGCAGAAACAGAUCCGACGUGUGCUGUCGUGCCGAUAUCACCUGGAGAAGAACGUACAGGACAAGGACAGCGCUAUCAAGGUCGAGGAGGAAACAAGGCGCCUCACAGCCACCGCCCAUCCCACGGACAUCAUCCACGGACAGACUAUUGAUCCCAGUCCGGUGUCUGUGGAAUGGUGGAAGGCGACGGGCGUAAAACUAGUUGAGCGGGCGGACCACGAGCACGAACUGUCUGUGCAGGUCCUGGCGGUGAGUGAGGACAUCCUCGUGGCUGCAGGACGCCAUCUGAAGGAGAGGCUGGAGCACACAGACCUCUGCCUAACCACCCGUGUGAAGGAUACCAGGCACGCGAAGACCCUGCUGGAGGAACACCACGCAAAGCUGGUGGAGGAAGAGAGCAAGCUGGAGAAGAGUCUGGUGGAGGUGGAGGACCAGCUGGAGGCCAAACGAGGUCCUCUCGCCCUUGCGCAGACUCGCCUCCACACGCGCAGGCGCAGGCCAAACAUGGAGCGAACCAGGUGAGACUUGAGAGCACGUGGCUUUGUUUACGUUUUUUUUUUUUAAUCUCUUAUCAUCCUUAUCAUCAUCCGGUCACCCCUAAGUUUUUUGUUUAUUCAUCUUCUGCUUCCUUCUUUUAUAAUUGUUAUAUCAUUUCUAUCAUUUUUAGUUCUCAUAUUGGUCGACGGUCAAACUAAUUCACAAUAUCUUCUAUUCCUGGGAUUACUACAUUUAAUUCUAUCAUCUAUUUCGUAGUAACUUCCUCAAUCAUUCGUCGAUGAACAUAUUUUGAAUACAGUCCAAACAACUUUA